Messenger RNA from Closterium sp. Yama58-4, 1044 nucleotides. NCBI's taxonomy places the organism in Eukaryota, Viridiplantae, Streptophyta, Zygnematophyceae, Desmidiales, Closteriaceae. The record is from the annotation of a GenBank genome assembly.
AUGAACUACAAGGGGCUCCUCGUCGCCGCCUUCUAUGGCGGCAUGUCGGUGGCGGCGGUGUUUGUGAACAAGGCGAUAUUCCGCGUGUACCGCUUCACCUUCCCCUACACGCUCGUCUUCUUCCAGACGCUCUUCACGCUGCUGCUGCUCGCCGCCAUGCGCCUCUCCCGCGCCAUCCGCCUCGCCCCCUUCCGCCUCUCCGUCCUGCGCCGGGUGGCGCUGCUGUCGUUCGCCUUCCUGCUGAAGCUGCUGCUGGACAUGGCGGCGCUGUCGCGGGUGAACAUUCCCAUGUACGGCGUGCUCAAGUCCGCCACCACGCCCUUCGUGCUGCUCCUCGACUUCCUCCUCCGCGCCAAGCGCGCCUCCCUGCGCGUGCAGCUCUCCGUCUACAUGACCGCGCUGGGGGGCGUCAUAGCGGGCGCGGGCGACCUCACGUUCGACCUGCCGGGGUACGUGUUGGCGCUGUCAUCGGCACUGGCGACAGCGGCGUACGUGGUGAUCGUGGGGAAGCUGGGCGAGGAACUGCAGCUGGACUCGUUCACCUUGCUGCUCUACAACAACUGCUGGUCGCUGCCCUUCUCCUUCCUGCUCCUCGCCCUCAACGGCGAGCUGCCCGCCGUGCAGCAGGUGCUGCAGUCGCGGGACCCCAUGUUCCUCACGUGCUUCCUGCUGUCGUGCGCGUCUGCCUUUGUGCUCAACCUCGCCACGUACCUCUGCACGCUCGUCAACGACAGCCUCACCACCAGCAUCGUCGGUCGCACCAAGUCCAUCCUGCAGGGCCUGGGCGGCCUCUUUGCCUUCGGGGAUGUGCUCAUGAGCGUGACGAACGUGGUGGGGCUGCUGGUGAACAGUGCGGGCAUCGGGUGGUAUGCGGUGGAGAAGUACCUCGAGGCGCGGCGCCGCUCGCACCACAUACUCUCCCCGGGGCAUGCCAGGGAUGGCAAGGCCACCAUCACCCGCGACGGCUCCCAGCUGUCAUUGGUGUUCAACGAGGUAAAGACAGAAGAUGCCGGCCAACCAGACCCGCGCAACGGCUCUGUGUGA